Trachemys scripta elegans is the source of this 6913-nucleotide messenger RNA. RefSeq names its product transmembrane protein 181 (gene TMEM181). Bases 50 to 1606 code for a protein of 518 amino acids. The transcript is spliced from 17 exons. NCBI's taxonomy places the organism in Eukaryota, Metazoa, Chordata, Testudines, Emydidae. The record is from RefSeq and is a predicted model, not a curated record. Gene Ontology annotation, molecular function: toxic substance binding.
CUCGCCGGUGUCGCGGGCUGGGCGUGGGGCUGCAGGCAGCGGCGGCGGGAUGGACGCGGAUUACCCCGGCUUCGAGACCCCGCUCUGCGGCGAGCUCAAGCGCUUCUGCCGCACGGUCAAGGAGACCUACAAGGAGAUCAGAGAGGACCUGACCCCGUACAAGGAUGAUCGCUACUACCGGUUAGCACCAAUGCGAUUGUAUACACUGUCCAAACGACACUUUGUUCUGGUCUUUGUUGUAUUCUUCAUUUGUUUUGGUUUGACAGUCUUCAUCGGAAUUGCAGGUCCUAGUGUAAUUGAAUCCACUGCAGUAACCGCUAAAUUGAAAAACUUAAAGAUGAGGCCAUUUAAAUUAAAUUCAAAACCAUUGUCUACUUAUAAUCAGCAGCUGUGGCUGACAUGUGUGAUUCAGCUGGAUCAGCCUGAUGAAUCCAGCUUCAAAACAAAUGUUACUAUGACAGUUAAAAUACGUGGUGUAGAAGAAAAUGGAAGUUCAUCGUUCAUUAAUAAACAAGUUUACAAUCGGACGAGAAUGCUGAACUGUGCACAAAAAUGUGCCGAAAUCAUUGUGGUUCACCUUGGCUACUUGACUUAUACUCAGUACGAAGUCAUGGUUGGUUUUGAGGAUCUGAAUAAGCUGAUGUACCCCAUCAAGAAUGUGAAUUUCACAUGGAAAACCUACAACCCAUCUUUUUCACAAGUGGAAAUCUGGUUCCGAUUUGUCUUUGUAGUUCUUACUUUCAUGGUCACUUGUCUGUUUGCACAUUCCCUCCGGAAAUUUUCCAUGAGGGACUGGGGAAUUGAACAGAAAUGGAUGUCCAUCCUCCUUCCCCUGUUGCUGCUUUACAAUGAUCCAUUUUUCCCCCUCUCAUUCUUGGUGAACAGUUGGUUUCCUGGAAUGCUUGAUGACCUCUUUCAGUCAGUGUUUCUGUGUGCAUUGCUGCUGUUCUGGCUCUGUGUCUACCAUGGGAUAAGAGUGCAGGGAGAAAGGAAAUGCUUAACAUUCUAUUUUCCCAAAUUCUUUAUCGUUGGGCUUCUGUGGUUGGCCUGUGUUACAUUAGGAAUAUGGCAAACUGUUAAUGAACUACAUGAUCCAACAUACCAGUUCAGGGUUGACACAGGUAAUUUUCAGGGAAUGAAAAUCUUCUUCCUUGUGGUGGCAACUGUAUAUAUCUUGUACCUUUUGUUCCUGAUAGUGAGGGCGUGUUCAGAGCUUCGCAACAUGCCUUAUGUUGAUCUCAGGUUAAAAUUCUUGACUGCAUUGACCUUUGUAGUUCUUGUCAUUAGCAUUGUUAUACUUUAUCUACGCUUUGGAGCACGAGUUCUACAGGACAACUUUGUAGCUGAGCUUUCAACUCAUUAUCAGAAUUCAGCAGAAUUCUUAUCAUUCUAUGGUUUACUCAACUUCUAUCUCUACACCUUAGCCUUUGUGUAUUCCCCAUCAAAGAAUGCACUGUAUGAGUCACAGUUGAAAGACAAUCCUGCCUUUUCUAUGCUGAAUGAUUCAGAUGAUGAUGUGAUUUAUGGGAGUGACUAUGAAGAAAUGCCACUUCAGAAUGGUCAAGCCAUUAGAGCCAAGUACAAGGAGGAAUCAGACAGUGAUUGAGUUCACGUGGAGGAGACUUGCUUAUGAGAAUGAAAGUGAUCUUGAGGUUUUUCCUAGAUGACCACUUCCUUGGCUUUCUUAUAAAUCUGCUUUCAACUGAACACUAUCUCCCAAGGAAGGACUUCCUAUUUAUUUCUGUUUACAGAGUUAAAACAAAACUGAAGGAAAAAUGGAAAUGCUUGAAAAGUUUGUGGUGGAGGCUUCUAAGAAACCAAAUUCUCUCUUUACACUAGGUUUAGAAAAUGUCACAUACAGGAUUUCUGUGGAGAACAGACUGCUAAAACAAUGAGGCUUUCAGAGUCUGGUUCCAACUAAGUGUGUCACUGAGUAUAUGCUGAUUUAAAAUUGCUUCCUUGCUGUCUGUUUUUAAAGGAUUAUGUACAGCACAUCAUCUUCACUCCUGAUGCAGCUUGUGUUAGCUAUUGUGUACAGUGUCCACUGGUGAUAAAGUGCCUCUCUUUCUUCUUCCCUUCCUCACCCUGCCCAUCUGAGUUGGAGGUACGAAAUGGCAGGUAUUUCCACUGAUUUCUGAGAAACCACAAGCUUUAUUGCUUCUGCUUCAAGGGGGAAGCAUUCACAGUUCAGUGGUCAGCUCUGUAAUUGACUGGAGUUCAUAAAAUGGAAGUUUGCCAAAUAUCUACAGUUAUGACUGUGAGACAGAUAUAAAUGUUCAAGUUCUGUUGAGGCCAAAAUUUAUAAACAGAAUAAUAUAUUAUAAACAGCAGUGCAAAAUAAUUUGCAAGGGUUUCUCUUAGAAUGAUCAAAACAAAAUAAGACAAAAAUAAGUUAGAACGUCUAGUUUAAAUAUUUUAAACUGUUGCAAACCUUGGUGGGAAAUCCAUCUGUGUUGGGGGCAGAGGAGUUGAGAAAAUUGUUACAUUUCCUACAAUGGGUACAAUAUACAACUUAAUAUUUUUAACACAAACAUUCUUUUAAUUGCAAGAUCCUUUCCUAAAUUAGGAUUUUUCAUGCAGUCUUCUCAUAGCUGUUUUAAAAAAAAAGUAGUUUAUAAGGACAAUCACUUUUGAUGACAUGUUGAACAAAUAUACAAAAGUGUGUUCUUCAGCAUGUUCUGUAGAUAGCUCAACCUCUUCAUCUUUAGACACACCUAAAUAGCUAUACUUAAAAUGCCUGCUGCUUACAAGUAUCUUUUUGACUGUCCCUUUUCAGGCUAUGCUAGAACAGCGUGCUACAGAACUUCAGAGUAUUUAUUAGAAUAUUGCUCAUCAUGAUAUUUAAAUGUGUAUUUCAAUUUCCCUACCACAGUAUAGCUUUUUUUUUAAAGGGAGGCUGUCAAUUUCUAUUAACUUUUUUUAAAGUUUAGUAUUUUCAGGUAUGCCACCUAUCCCUGGAGUCUUUCUGUGGUUUCACAAUCACCAUUUUCUUACUGUUUCUCUUCCCUGUUGCUGUAUGAAAUACCCAAACUAACAAAUGGGGAAACUGACAGCAUAUAGAGAACAAACAGUGAUUUUGAUCUAUAUGCAAAGACCUGUCUACAUUAGGGAAUUGAACUGGUUUAAUCAUAAAAGUUCACUGUGUCCACAAUGAACAUGCUGAAUUGCAUUGGGAACCAUUGCAGGUUUGUCUUGCAUUCACAUUAGAACUGUUCUAAACCACUUCAUCUGCAAUAACCUCUGGGUAUCUGUUUCAUGGUUCAGGAGCAAUGCAUUCUGGGAGACUUGACCAGGGUGCUAUGGGAGGACUAGUUGAACUACUACAGCUAGUCUGUAUUCUCAAAGGCAUUUAAAAUGGUUCUGACAAAACAGCAUUUAGUUCUGCUGAAAGCAAGUGGAAUACAAAAUAUAUUUAGCAUGCUUGUGUAAACCAUUUUGUGGCUAUGAAAUGUAACAUACUAGGAAGUUGAAAAGAUAUCUAGCACAGUAAAUGUCUCUUGUGUAGACCAAAGCCAAGAGAAGGCCAAACUACUGUCAUGUGCACAAAGUAAAGAAAUAGAACAAAUAGAUUCUCCCCCCCCACAAAUCCUCCGCCCAGCAUGGUAGGUGUUACUCGUAACAAUAUUUGGAAAAAUUCUGAGAGAGUUAAAUUGUCUUUGUAAACUGCAGUAGUUGUUGCACCUUUAACAACUCCUUUUAGCUAACUUAGCCUUUUUUUAAUACACGGUUGUGUUUUAGAUGCUUUUUUAAUCCAACGGAAAAACAGACUGGCUUCUCUUUUUCUAAAACAAGAAAGCAAGAAUAAUCCAGGUUUUGCUUGUACUUGAGUUUGACUUUGUAAAGUCAAGCUCAGGAUCCAAUCACUGACAUUGCCUAUACACCCAAAAUUUCCAUGGACUUUCAUGGGAGUCGGGGGUGGGAGGCGGCAACACAAGGAUCAGGCCUUUAUGUUUAUGCAGAUUUUUACUUGUGCAUUCAAAGCUUUUUGGCACUUUAAUACUAUUUUAUUCCUCUUAUAAGUCAUUUUUUGAUUUGCUAAAAUAUUUUUCCAUGUAGGAUAUUUGAGUUUUACUAAUGCUGCUUACUAUAAUCCAGGAUGCUUGUGAUAUAAUAUAUUAAGUCUGACUUUAUUAAAUGUUUUUUUUAUUCCAUUAACUAAAGAAAACAUUUUUUAAAAAUUCAACUUCAAGAAAUCAUGAUAUUUAGAAUUUGAGAAAUUUUCCUAGGCUGGUUUGUCCCUUUAUUAUUCUUUGUUUUGUUAUUACAUUGCUCGUUAGAGGAACAAAAAUAGGAAUAGGAUGGGGAAAUGUGCACUUUAAAAAACAAAGUUAUUUAUCUUGUUAAUGAAUUAUUUUGUAGAAAUCCUGCAUUGAACUGCCUUUCCCCAUGCAUAGAGCCCUGCACAGAUACAAAAUUUAUAUCGGCAUCCAAGCUGCAAAAAUGAUCUGUGGAUAUCCACACCCGCAGAUAUAAAGCGGAUAUCUGCAGGGUUUUAGAAAGAAAAUUUGGAUCCGCAUCCAUCCACGAUCUGCAAAAAAUCAUCCACAGAUGUAGAUAGCUGCAGAUAUAAAGCAAUAUCUGUGGCUUUGCUGGGCUGUACUCCUGCAUACUGUAUUUUAUACUCAAAAAAUGUUACAUUGUAACUUAGCAAGUUUGGCUAAAGCUGCACAGCAUUAAAUUCACUACCUACCUAGUAAAUAGGCAGAAGCAGUAAAGCUGUCUCCCUGGCAAGAGAUCACACAUUUCAUGCCUUGUGGCGAUGAAUAUUGAAAACUGCACAAAGAUACAAUUUGGAACCAAAGAUUACUCUGAGGAAUUCUCUUGUGGCAACAAGAUGGAUUGUAAAUAUUUUGUGGGGAGUUGUAUUCAUGUGUCUCUACGCAGUGUGUUGUGCUAUUUGACCCAAGAAUUAAAUGAAAGGUGCCUAUGUAAGAAAUUCACUUGGCUAGCUGUGUAUUUUCCAUAUGGCCAGCGGAAAAGUCAAUAAGGGAAGUAUAUUUUGUAAAGCUGAAUUUUUUUUUUUUCUUCCCAGGAACCCUAGUUAAGUCAAAGUGCACUUCUGCUGGGCUGUUAAAACACAACUAAUAAAAACAGUGGGGUGGAUUUCCCUCUCUCCCCCAUUUCAGGCGUUCAUGUAAUAAUUCCAAAUUAAACCUUUUCAAGAAUGAUGAUUAGAACAUAGGAAAAUUAAUCAUGUAUACAAAAUACGUCCACAAUGUACUGGGUUAUGGCAAAAAUGAGAUACUUCCUCUUUUACAAUACUGAGGAUUUUUUACUUGCAAAAAUCUUUCUUGUGCGCUAUGUGGAAGCCAAAUGCCACUGGCCCUGGUGUUACCUGCUCAAUUUAGGGCACUGUGUCUAUACCCUAUGGAGGCUCAAGGUGUGACCAAGUCAGUUUAGGCACCCCCAUCCUUUCCCUUCCGAGGGCUCAGGGUGUAAGGCACCUAUCCUUACCCAUAGGGCUCAGGAAGAAACCAGGUCAAUUUAAGUAAGAGCCCUUUCCCUGGGGGUUAAGGGCUCUAUGGGUCUGUGGAACUUUUUCCCAGUGAAAGAGCCUUACACAGUUGUGCGCUAAACAUCUAUUUAUUAGCAACAUGCACAGAAUACAUAUACCAAGCAAAUCUCUUAUGCUCACCACUCCUCCUAUACAGACAAAUUUCACCCAAUGACCAGUUAAGAUUCAUUCAUUUGUGGGGUCCCUGUGAUGCCUCUGCAUAUCAGGGUUGUACAGAAGGGUCAGAGUUCCAGCAGCUUGAUGUUGAACUGCAGUCUGGAAAUGGUUCCCAAAGAGUAUUGCUUUUCAUUUAUAUUAUAUAGGUAAAACUAGAUCCCUCCUUCAAAUGUACUAAAGCUAUCACAUUAUCCCACACUCCUAAACAACAACCAUUUUAACCAGUUACGCACUGGCAUCUGUGUGUCCUCCUUGAUGCCCAAGUUCUUUACAUUUUAUCUUUCGUACCCAAAUUGUGAUCAUCUCUAUAUGUGCAGAUAGUCAGUGCUUAUCUUACCAUUUGUUGAGUCUCUUUCUGUAUCCUCCCUAAUUUCCCAGCAUCUUUACAACUUGGUUGUAACCAAGUGGUUAUAACUGUUAGGGACAUUCCUAAGAUGGAGGUGCUUUAGCAGCAGCAGAACAUUCCUUUUUUUUCAAGUUUAGUGGUGAACACCCUGAGUUUCACCCAAGGCAGGUCUAAUAUGUGGGGGUGUUGAUCAGGUCUCAGGCCUACACUGGUGAUUCAGGUAUUGUUAGGUCCUGAACUCUCAUGCAGAGUUUUGCUGUUGUAUUGGCUUUAAGACAUCAUCAGUGUUAAGGCUGCCUGGGAAACUAAUAUCCUGUUCUCUAUGGCCAAGGAGGGGAAGUAUAACCCAGAGGAAUACAUUAGGGAAGAGAAAUCUUUGUUAAACUGGAUUUUCAUUCUUAACCAAAGGUAGCAGAGAGCAUGAACUGCUUUGGGAAGAUUGUUUUGAAAUGUAAGGAUUCUUGACUUGAUAGCUUUCUUUGAUCCCAAAGGCAAUUAUUGUAAGCCUGCUUCUUCCCUUUUUGCCAUAUGUCCUGACUGUGCCAGUAACUGCUAUACACUACACAAAACCCUCAUGCUAUUGUAAAACAUUUUUUAAAGUUUGUAAAUAUAUGUAAAAUGAAGCAAAACUAUGGUAUACCAAAAUGGUAUAGAAUGUGUAAGAAAUAUUCUGUUAAUGAGAAGCUGUAAAUAUGGUGCUGCUUUGAGAAGGUAUGCAUUAGUAUUGUGUUUUAGGGGAACUGGUUAAUAAGUCAUUUAUUUACACUGGAAAUCUUUCUGGUAUAGAAUACACAGCAAACCUGAUUGUUUACCUUCAGCAAAAAUUGGGUGCUGAUACAUGGAAGACUUCAUGUGCAUUAAAUAUGUUAAUAAAUAGUUUUCAUACUGUAUCUUUA